Messenger RNA from Striga asiatica, 1373 nucleotides. NCBI's taxonomy places the organism in Eukaryota, Viridiplantae, Streptophyta, Magnoliopsida, Lamiales, Orobanchaceae. The record is from the annotation of a GenBank genome assembly.
AUGAAUGCCCUGAAUUCCUCCGCCGUCAAGCCCACCCUCCUCCGCCACCCUCCGGCCGUCCCACUCCUCAAUCCCCAUCGUCCACUUUUCUCCAACCCCUCGUCUCCCCUUUCCCUGAGAUUCCCGCGGCCGCCGCCCCACCCCCAAUUCUCCAUCUCCUCUCCCGUCAGAGCCUCCCUGCAAAACCCUAACCCCGAGGCUCCCGACAGUCAGUCCCCAAACCCCUUCAAUCGUCGAUUCACGGAUGGAAUCGCCCCUCUGAGAACCACCCUCGCAACCGCCGUCGCCGCCGCGGCCCUCGUAUUCGCCGGCCUCUGUCUCCGCACAAAUCCUUCCGUCGCCGCUCCGGUCAUGCCGGCCACCGGGACCUCCGUGAGGGAUUUCCUUUUUAAGGACGAGGAAAGGGAGAAGCUAAUCGAGGAGAGCCUCCUCUCCAAUCCCAACGACGCCGACCAGCUCAAAAACCUGGUUGAGAUCAAGAUCAAGGGCAGGAAGAUUCGAGAAGCCAUCGAGAUCAUCGAGAGGCUAAUAGAGCUCGAGCCAGACGAUGUGGAGUGGCCCUUGCUGAAGGCCCAUCUCCACGCCCAAGAUGGAGAGCUCCAGCUGGCGAAAAAUGGGUUCAACGAGCUCCUCAAUAAAGACCCUUGUCUCAUGGAUGCCUUUCUUGGGCUCGUGACAGUAGCUUCCCAAGAGGAGUCUGGCCAAGAGCUGAAAGAUAUCGAGAGGAGAGUCGAGGAUUCCAUGAAAUUCUGCAUGAAGGAAAAGAAAAACAGUGAAUUGAGGGAUUUGAAGCUUUUGCUUGCGCAAAUUAAGGUGAUCGAGAGCAGGUAUGAAGAGGCAUUGAAGGUUUAUCAGGAUUUGGUGAAGGAGGAGCCGAGAGAUUUCAGGCCGUAUUUGUGCCAGGGCAUAAUUUACACAUUGAUGAGGAAAAAUGUCGAGGCUGAGAAGAAUUUUGAGAAGUAUAGGAGAUUAGUUCCCAAGGGGCACCCUUAUGCCAGCUACUUUGAGGAUAAUAUGAAUGCGACUAAGAUUAUUGCACAGGCUGAGAAUGAGGGGGCAUGAACAAAAAGAUUAUUCACAAAUCAAGAAUUUUGCUGGUUGCAGAUGAAAGUUGGCCUUUUUUGGGGUCACUUGAAAUCGAAAUGCCUCUGCCAUAAGAUGAUUAGGCGCUCGAUAUGGACUCUCAGUACUUGAUUUAUUUGGAGCUACUUAUCGCAUUUUGUUCUUAGGUAAUAUAAGUGUAUACUGUAAUGAUGAAUGAAAUGAUAGAAACCUUAUUAUCGAAUCUGAGUAGAAAUAAGAGGCAGUUAAAGUGAGUGAGUAUGAAAUUUACUUGGAAAGGAUUUUCUGUCUCAAUGUUAUUAUUAAACUCC